AUGGCGCAUGAUGAGCACGAUCCGGCCUCUCAAGAUCCAAUUUCUCGUGAAGCCUUGGAAGACCAGGUAUUAGAAGAAAAGCCAUCUGCAGAACGGAGGACGGGAUCGCUGGACGAGUCGCGCAAUGGUCCUGACCAUAAUGCUCACCCUGUCGAUAUUCUUUCCAACGACCGCAAUAUCGAUGAUAGUAAAAAUGAUGACAACCAUUCCUUUGCACUUUCCUCAAGUGGGCUGCGGGUAUCAGAGAAUUUAAAUGUUGAAGAGGGUGAAAGUACCCGCCAAUUUGGAUUUAAACCACGGACUAUUCCGGCAUGGAUUCGAUCAGUUGAAUAUGAAGACGAUGAGACAGACGCCGGUGUCACGUCGCGACUCCUCCCUUCGCAGCCCGACGAUGCUAUUAUCGCUCAACAUAAUCACUCGCCGUAUACAGCGUCAAGACCGAAUUACAACUAUUCUGAACAAGCGGACAGCAUUUACGUUGAGAAAUCUACCACCCCGCGUCGGGAAUCGCGUUGGCAAACCUUUUCCAGAUCAAUAGCAUAUCCUCGUGAAGAAGGCGUUGAAGAAGAGCAUGUGACGGAAGAUUGGUUAAAUGAGAACCACGCCGACUAUUCUCAACCAUGGCGAGGAGAGCUUGAGGAAAGCGAAGAUCCAGAAGAUCCUUUGAAGAAGAAACGUCGCAGGGAAAUCUGGUUCAAGCGCUUCCAUAACACGCUCUUGCAGAGUCCAAUGGUACCUCUUAUCUUCCGGCUCACUGUUUGGUGUUUCUCUCUGAUAGCUCUCGCGCUUGGGGGAUCCAUCCAGCACAUGUCAAGCGAAUAUAUCCAUCCCCAGGGUCCAUCGGCUCUCAUGGCGAUUAUUGUCGAUGCAGUCGCUUUGGUGUACCUUGUGUACAUCACUUUUGACGAAUAUACCUCAAAGCCGCUGGGUUUGCGUUCUCCAUCGGCCAAGGCACGACUCAUCCUUCUGGAUAUUUUCUUCAUCGUUUUUGACUCAGCAAACCUCAGUUUGGCAUUCGAGUCUUUAUCGACAGUGAGGGGCUCCUGUACUUUUGCAGAAGUCAACCAGGAAAUUACUCCCAAGAACGAUGCGAUUUGCGACCGACAAAAGGCAUUAGCCUCUGUCUUGCUGAUAGCCCUAGUGGCAUGGCUAACUACGUUUGCAAUUAGCGUUCUCAGGCUUGUCAAGAGGGUUGCUCCAGCAUGA
Aspergillus ruber CBS 135680 is the source of this 1206-nucleotide messenger RNA. RefSeq names its product phospholipase D regulator. The coding region runs from base 1 to 1206 and encodes 401 amino acids. The record is from RefSeq and is a predicted model, not a curated record. Gene Ontology annotation, cellular component: fungal-type vacuole; cell periphery. The transcript has 3 exons. Lineage: Eukaryota; Fungi; Ascomycota; Eurotiomycetes; Eurotiales; Aspergillaceae. Gene Ontology annotation, biological process: positive regulation of catalytic activity.